Molecule: messenger RNA, 1720 nt
Organism: Dryobates pubescens (Downy woodpecker)
Lineage: Eukaryota; Metazoa; Chordata; Aves; Piciformes; Picidae
Gene: ZNF414
Product: zinc finger protein 414
Exons: 9
Coding region: 50-1357 (435 amino acids)
Source: RefSeq, a predicted model, not a curated record
CUCGCGACAGCUCGGCGCAGAAAAUGGCCCCGCGGCGCCGCCGCUGCUGAUGCGCAUCCGGGCGGCACCGGCACCGGCCCCGCCGCGGCCCCGCAUCGCCAGGAGCAGACACCAGCAGCAGCAUUUACCUCACCCUGUGCCCACCACUGGCCAGGCCAUGAAGACAGAGAAGGAGGAGGCUGUGCCCAGCUUCUCCAUGGGGGGUAAAUACGCUGGAGAGGGGGCAGGUUCCAGAGAAGCAGCUCUGCCUGGUGGCCCAGUGACAGGGAGUGGAGGGACCCCAGCCCAGGACCUGCGGCCACUGAAGCGCAGGGCAGUGCCAGGGAAGCACUACCAGUGCUCGAGCUAUGGCUGCAAGCUGGCCUUCUCCAGCAUGCAGGAGCUGAUGGACCACCUGAAGGUCCACUACAGACCCACACAGUCCCUCGAGGGCAAAACCUUCCAGUGCCCCACGCUGGGCUGCACAGAGACCUUCCCCAGCAUGCAGGACCUCAUGGCCCACAUGAAGGUGCACUACAAACCAAAUCGCUACUUCAAGUGUGAGAACUGCCUGCUGCGCUUCCGGACUCACCGCUCCCUCUUCAAGCACCUCCACGUCUGCUCCGACAGCGCCAGCAGCCCGGCGCCGCCCCCCAGACCCGACCGGCCCCUCCUGCCCUCCGCCGCCAGCACCACCACCACCCCCCCGGAAAAGGAGCCCUCUGCCAAGCCAGCCGAGGGUCUCCCCAAGCUGCCGAGCGUGCUGCGGCCCCCGGAGAGAGACGCUGCCCUGCCGGGCGCGGACGCUGCCCCCGGGCUCCCCACCAGCCUCCCCGAGCUGCCCGGCUCGCUGGAGGCGCUGCCGCUGGUCUCCCAUCCCUUCCCGCUGCUGGAGCCCAACCUUUUCGGGCCGUCGUCCUUGACUCGCUUCUCGGGGCCGCCUCCGCCGCCCCCUCCCUCGGGGCCGGGGCCGUUCCUGCCCUACGUGCCCCCCGCAGCCUACAGCCUGCCCCCGCCCGCGGCUCAGCACCGCCCGCGGCCCUUCGCGCCCGGCCACGGCGUCUCCAACGCCGUCUGGAAGAAAAGCCAAGGUGUGAGUGUCAGCCCACUCCUCCCAUGCUUUGGCUCAGGAGUGACUCCAGGGCACUCCUCCAACAGCCGCAUCGUGUGGGAGCACACCCGGGGCCGCUACACCUGCAUGCAGUGCCCCUACUCCACGGCCUCCCGCCAGGACAUGACCCUGCACAUCGAGGACCACCGCAAGAACCCCUCCCAGCCGGGGCGCCUGGAGGCUGAGAUGGAUUUUGGGGUGGGCCUCACCUCCUUCCACACCAAGCUGACACCAGAGAUGGAGAACUCCCUCUACUCCCAGCUCUGAUGCCUCCAGCUCCUGUGGGACUGCUCCUGCACCUCCUCCCCCUGAGCUGGGCAGGGGGACACUGCCCAGCCCUGUGCCACGGUGCUGGCACAGGGACUCCUCCCUGGUACCAGGAGCAUCCCUCAGCCCCAGCACAGGGUGGCAGAGGGGGGGUUGGGCUUUUUUUUCCUCUUGGAUUUCUACCUUCCCUUUCAUUUUUGGAAACUCUAAGCACUUGGAACCCCACAGCUCCCUCCCCUAAAGGUUUUGUUCCUUCAGCUCCAGGGGUCUGGGGGGGAGCCCAGGAGGUUGCUCAGGAGUUGGUGAACUCCUCUGGAAUGAGAGCUUGAAAUAAUAAAUGGGAAUUGUACAGGAGAGCCUCUG